GGCUUCAUCAGAUCAUCCAAGUAGCAUUACAGCGCAAGGAAGACUUCGGACAUCACUGCGCUCGUGAAUGUUAGCUGAACAGCAAGUCAGAGGAAAAAAUAGUUUUUCGUCUAGCCUACUCCAGAGCACUCCCUUUAAAAAUCCUAUAUAGAUAGCUUUCGAAUUUAUUAGAGUAUUUGCAGAAUCAUUCGUGUUGGCUUUGAUGUUUCCAGCACAGUAGAGCAGCCUAACCAGCACCCAUGCAGAAAAAGUACUAUCCAGACAUGCCGUUUAAACAGUGAUGUUAUAUAUGAACGCGUACUGCACAGCACUGUUAGUUCUUUACAAAGUGAGGAAUGCUAUCUGAGCUUCUGCAUCAAUGUUUCACUGGGGCAAGUGGAAGAAGAGAAUGGGAGCGAACAGUUCUUCAAAGAGACCGGUCUUCGACGAAAAGGAAGAUGUGAAUUUCGAUCAUUUUCAAAUUCUUCGAGCCAUCGGGAAAGGCAGCUUUGGGAAGGUGUGCAUCGUGCAGAAGAGGGACACUCAGAAGAUGUACGCCAUGAAGUACAUGAACAAGCAGCAGUGCAUCGAGAGGGACGAGCUGCGCAACGUCUUCAGAGAGCUGGAGAUCCUGCAGGAGAUCGAGCACGUCUUCCUCGUCAACCUCUGGUACUCCUUCCAGGAUGAGGAGGACAUGUUCAUGGUGGUGGACCUGCUGCUGGGAGGAGACCUGCGCUACCACCUGCAGCAGAACGUGCAGUUUGGAGAGGACGCCGUCAAACUCUACAUCUGUGAGAUGGCCCUGGCCCUGGACUACCUGCAGAGCCAGCACAUCAUACACAGAGAUAUCAAACCUGACAACAUCCUUCUGGAUGAACAAGGGCACGCUCACCUGACUGACUUCAACAUCGCCACCAUCAUUAAAGAUGGAGAGAGGGCCACUGCACUGGCUGGGACAAAGCCUUACAUGGCACCUGAGAUAUUCCAGUCGUUCGUGAGCGGGGGAACGGGCUACGCCGUGGAGGUGGACUGGUGGUCUUUGGGGGUGACAGCCUUUGAGAUCCUACGGGGCUGGAGGCCAUAUGAGAUCCACGCCAGUAACUCCGUGGAGUCUCUGAUGCAGCUCUUCAGCACGGUUAGUGUGCAGUACUGCCCUGCCUGGCCGAAGGACCUGGUCUCCCUGCUGCGGAAGCUGCUGACGGUAAACCCGGAGCAUCGCUUCUCCUGCCUGGCAGACAUGCAGACGGCGCCCUAUCUCUCCAGCGUCAACUGGGACUCUGUGUACGAGAAGAAGGCAGAGGCAGGCUUCGUUCCCAAUAAAGGGCGAUUGCAUUGUGACCCGACCUUUGAGCUGGAGGAGAUGAUCCUGGAGUCUCGGCCGCUGCAUAAGAAGAAGAAAAGACUGGCCAAGAACCGCUCACGUGACAACAGCAAAGACUCGCAGUCUGAGAACGACUACCUUCAGGAGUGCCUCGAUGUCUUGCAGCAGGAGUUCAUGAUCUUCAACAGAGAAAAGUUGAAAAAGAGGCAGGAGGAGGGUGCCUCAGACGGAGGUGAGGUGGAUGGUGAUGGAGAUGGAGAUGGUGAUGGAGAUGGAGAUGGUGAUGGAGAUGGCGAGGGCGAGUGUGAGGGUGAGGGUGAGGGUGAGGCGGGGGCCGAGGCGGAGGGGGGCACGGAGGACGAGGCAGAACCAGAGACGUCCAACCUGAACAUGUGCGGCUCGGUCUGCUCCUCCGCUGGCAGCUGCUAGCACGACAGCACCCCCUGCUGGUCAUGUACACCAACACCUAUCUCUGUCUGCCUCUAUCUCUCUCUCUAUCUCUGUCUAUUUAUCUCGCUCUCUGUGUCUCAAUCUCUCUUUCUCUCUCUAUCUCUAUGUCUCUAUUUAUCUCUCUGUUUCAAUCUCUCUAUCUCUGUCUCCCUAUCUCUCUCUCUAUCUCUGUCUAUCUCGAUGUCUCUCUAUUUAUCUCUCUCUCUAUCUGUCUCUAUUUAUCUGUCUCUCUCUGUCUCUAUCUCUUGCUCUCUCUCUCUCUCUCUCUCUCUGUCUCUGGGAGCAGAACACACUGGCCUUGCCUAUAAAUGCUCUUAAGCCUGCUGUUUGUAACUGACUGAAAUGACACAGAACCCCACAUCUCUCUGUAGCAGCGUGUGGUAGGGGACUGCCUCCCACACUACAUUUGGAGCUCAUUUCUAUGCAACAUUAGACAUGACACCAGAUUUAAUCUUAGAGGAAGAGCACGGUGACCCACAGGGCUGUGAGUGCGUCAGUGUGUUGCCACGGGCACCCACUAGCGACAGCUCAUAACGGCAGUGAUUCGAAACCCAGGCCUGGAGACCUGCUGUGUGUGCUGCUCCUUGUCAUAGCCAGUAUCUUUGUCAAGGUUGCUGACAAAAUGAAUUUCAGUGCUAAGAUAAUUUUGUUCUUUAAUGUAUUUGGUCUGUCAUGAAACAUUUUUCACAAAUAAUUUAGUUUCAGUGACCAGAUGAACUCACUUUCGGCAUUUCGGACCCCAAUGAUUUCGACCAUAAGCCUAUAAUUUAAUCAAAUCAGAAAUGUAACCGCUUUCUGGAGGACUCAUACGGUCCAUUACAGGAAGUUAAAGCCUUAGUUGAUUUGACUGAUUGAAAUUCCCUGGAUGUGACUGUGGAAUAUGUAUUCUUCAUGGUGUACAGAGCUAUUUCUGGCCUAAUGUGACCUUAAGAGGAUAAAUCAUCCUUCACAGACAUUAAGUGUCUAAUUGGAGCAAUUAACAGCUCAUUAAUGUUCAGAGGUUGCAAUUACGGUAGGAAGGAAAAGCAGCAUGCACAGUGGACCCAGGCCUUUUGAGUUUGAGAAGCCCUGGAGUAGGGCAAACUUUGCCUCUCAUACCCUGCGGUGAGCCUCCCAGCGGUGGCCGCCUCUCAUGCCGGUCACAGCCACUAGCAGGUCAACGCACACCUAGAAUAGAGUGGGGUUUUUUCACCGCGGAGGUUUUUAAACCGGUCUAGCAACGGGAUAAUAAAAUAGAAAAUAAAAAAAAAACAGGCUGCAUGUCGGCUAGGCUCACCCGAGAGGAGCAACCCUACCGACCCGUCGAGCAGUUAGGUCUCUUAGCAACCUGGACCAGCAGGUUGUGGGUUUGUAUGAUGCAUGCAAUGUCGCCGUGCCGGGAUCGGCUCAUACUGUUCGCAUCUCUGGUGUCCUUUAACGUUGACGGAGGCAGGGUAUCUCUCGUGCUCCCCUAAGGGCUUCGACCCGCAAAGGGAAAGCGCAUCGUUAUUCUUCAUUUCUGCUCUGACAUCUUUCGCGUGACAUUAGAAGGGGCGUACACUUUGUAGAUGCUGUCAUUACGAGUAAUAUUAUGCAAGCGUAGCUUCAAAAGCAACCCAGAAUAAAAGCGACUGAGGACGGGUUUCUCCCUAGACCCAGUUGCCAGGAUGUGCUUAGCUCGUAUAUAGCACUGUUGCAGCACCUCCAGACUCAGUGUGGUGCGUGUGUUACCUAGUAUCAUGUCUGUUAGGAUUAACAUGCUGUCUUACUCUGGGGAAUGGGCUACGAUAACGUCUAUAGAACAUGUAUGAUACGAUUAUAUUUCCUCGGUAAAAAAAAAAGAAAAAAAAAGAAGACAAACAUAAACAUGGUUGUGUUUUAAUCUGAUGUUGUUUAGACACUUCCCCGGACGUAAUGUAAGGGGCUAUAUUUAGUGUAAAAUAGGUGUAUUAGAAUACAGAUAAGGACCAUUCAGGAUAAAAGAAAAACAAACGUGUAGCUGUACAAUUAAGGUGAUGCUCGUAUUCUCAGCAUGGAUGUCUGGGAAACAUGUCUUCAUCACUCAGAAGUCCAACAACCUAAUGCCAUUACAUAUGUAAAUAACAGCAUAAAUUCUUCUCCACAGUUUUAUGUGGAAAUCAUUAGCAACUCUGUCUAAAAGAAAAAAGUAUGAAGCCAAAUUUUCAUACAGUGUUAUUUUAAUCUUUUUUCCAAGUGUGCAGGCACAACUUGUAGGCAAAUACGCCAAAGCUUUUAUACCAUUUGCAUAGCCAUUUAUAAGGACAAUUGACUGUGUGUUUCCUGUUGUGUGUAGGAUCAAUGUUUCUCUCUGCAAGUGAGUAUAUUUGCAUUUUGUAAACAUGUAUUUAUUGUGAUAAUACUCAAACACGUAUGGAACAACUCGAGUGGUCUUAAAAAAAAGGCCAGUCAUCUGAGACAGACGGGUUAAAGAAGUUGGAGGAUCCACGAUGUUUUGUUUUUUAGGAGACCUUCAAAUUGCCUGCAUAGGCAGUGUCAAAUCUAUGGUUGAAACUCGUUUUGCACGCGCCACUAUUUUUAGCUACUGAACGCUGAUUUAGGCAGUCAGUCUCUAACUGAGCAUGAGUGAAAGACUGCGAUGUGCACGUACGGCAUGACCGUUGAUUUUGUGUUCCUGCUCUUGGUUUUUAGGAAGUUCGGCACUAGUUCUGUCCCAUGUCCACUCCACAUUCAGUCACUUAGGUUCCACAAACGGAAAACAAUAGUUCCUACUCGGUGCGCCCUGUUUUCCCGACGUCGUGUCAGUCGCAUGGUGUUUAAAUAUCGCGCUUAGACUGUUCCUAAAGAGGUGCACUGCUCCUCCAAAAAUAAUGGCUGGCAAUUUAGCAAUGCAAGAAACGUAUGGAUUUCACUGCGUAUCUCUGAUUAUAUGAACUAUAUGUGCUUUGUAUAAUGCAUGAUGGGCCUGUGGGUAUGGAAUGAAGGUCUUGCAGUGUAAUAAAAAACUUUUUUAAACUUCAUUUAGCGUUGAUAUAGCACUGAAUGUGAAAUUUGUAAAGAAAGCUAUUUUUAAUCUGCAUUCAGAUAGGCUAUGUCUUCACAGGGCAUCUACCUGGUUAUAAAGCGAAAUAGAUUUCCAAAACGACUAUGUGAUGAUGAUGUUUGUAUUCUUUUACACAACAUGCAUUGCAUCGUUUGAUCUUGUAACCAUCUCUUUAUAGAAGUUAGAUCUGGAGGGAAACAAACAAAUGUUCGUGUAAUAUUUUCUCCUCGUCUUCUGCAUAUUGAUAAUAUUUUGAAUAUUUUCAGUAAAAUCAGUGUUCUUAAAUACACUUGCAAGUCCAGUUAUUCUGUAUUUACCCUCUACCUAUACAAAGUGCUAUGUGUAUUUAAACAAACUGCUCUUAUUGCUUUGAUGAGGAAAUAAAAGUGUUCCUGUAAAUCCU
Messenger RNA from Conger conger (European conger), 5154 nucleotides. Its product is annotated as serine/threonine-protein kinase 32C-like. The record is from RefSeq and is a predicted model, not a curated record. The transcript has 12 exons. Gene Ontology annotation, molecular function: ATP binding; G protein-coupled receptor kinase activity; G protein-coupled receptor binding. Gene Ontology annotation, biological process: G protein-coupled receptor signaling pathway; protein phosphorylation; regulation of signal transduction. Bases 359 to 1729 code for a protein of 456 amino acids. Lineage: Eukaryota; Metazoa; Chordata; Actinopteri; Anguilliformes; Congridae.